CCAACAAUACCCCGUUUACCCCGUGCUGCCUCCUCUGCCCUGUGGUGCCCCGCAGUGGUCAGCGCGCGGUGCCUCUCCGCUCCCCCGUGGCGAGCAGUGCGCAUGCGCAGUGCGCUGACGCCGCAGCUCCAUGUGUGAGAAGCGCAUUAUUUGGCAGCGGAGCGGCGACGGGGCGGCUCGAGACGGGGCAUCCAGGGCUUUCAACGGCGAUUUACCGGAGCGCACGGCCAUCGACGGCUCGAGCGGCGGCCGUUCGACCCCCCGAACUGCUACCUCUACUCCGUGCAAAGAUGUCGGAGGAGGCAGUCCGACAGACGCGCAGCCAAAAGCGGGCCUUGGAGAGGGACGCACCCCCUGGAGAGCUAGAUGGAAAACGGUUUCGGUUGGACAGAGGAGUAGAGUCCAGUGGGGCCCUCCUCAGCUCUGGAGAGGUAAAAGCAACUAUCAAGGUGGAGGUACAGGCAAAAGAUGAGCCUGUCGACAUGAGCACCUCUAAAAGUGAUGGGAAUCUUGAGAGACCCCCACCGUCACCGGACAUCAUCGUGCUGUCAGACAACGAGCCGUCCAGCCCGCAGAUGAAUGGGUUGAGUCAUAUUGCCAAGGAGACGGACACGGACCUGCUGAUGAGGAGCAGCCCGGAGGAGCGCACGCGAAUCAUCAAGCAGCUGAAGGAGGAGCUGCGGCUGGAGGAGGCACGGUUGGUGCUGCUGAAGAAGCUGCGGCAGAGCCAGAUCCAGAAGGAGAGCACUGCAUCAAAGUCUUCAGGACCUCCUGUGGCCACACCACCCCCAUUGGUCAGAGGCAGUAUUCCUGCUGGAAAGGGCUCCCUCCAGGUUGUGUCUGGCCGCACUUCAAGUGCAGUCAUCCCACCUCCGCUUGUGAGAGGAGGGCAGCAAGUCUCCCCCAAGCUCAGCUCAUCUAGUGCCCAAAUUGUAAUGCCACCUCUGGUCAGAGGGGCUCAGCAGGUGCACAGUCUCCGCCAGCAGCAGCAACAGCAGCAUACAUCGUCUGGGCCGCCUCCCCUAUUACUGGCCCCCCGCGCCACCGUGCCCAAUGUCCAAAUCCAGGGUCAGAGGAUUAUCCAGCAAGGCCUGAUCCGCGUGGCCAAUGUAGCCAAUGCCAGCGUCCUGGUUAACAUCCCACAGGCCUCCCCAACUACCUUUAAGGGUUCAUCUGUGACCUCCCAGGCUGGGCUGAGCAGCACGGUGAGUGCCAGUGACACCCCCGCCAGCCGACAGGCAGCUGCCCAGCUUGCACUGCGCAAGCAGCUGGAGAAGAGCCUGCUGGAGAUCCCACCCCCAAAGCCACCUACACCCAACCUCAACUUCCUACCCUCAGCUGCCAACAAUGAGUUUAUCUACUUGGUGGGGCUGGAGGAGGUAGUUCAGAACCUACUGGACACUUUGGGCAAGGGCAAGUCACUGGUAAACCCUGUGACAGCCACUGUCAAGGAGCCCUACAGCUGCGCCCAGUGCAAGACGGACUUCACCUGCCGCUGGAGAAAGGAGAAGAGUGGCACCAUAAUGUGUGAACAGUGCAUGACUUCCAACCAGAAGAAGGCGCUCAAGGCGGAACACACCAAUCGACUGAAGGCCGCCUUCUUCAAGGCCCUGCAGCAGGAGCAAGAGAUUCUCCAGCAGACGGCCUCUCCUGUGUCACACUCUGCUGCCUCUUCUUCCUCCUCCAGUUCCUCUUCCUCUUCUCUGUCCUCGGUGAAGGCAGAUGCACAGGUCCUGGUGUCUCAGCAAAUGAAACAGGCCGGCAACUCCUCUCUGCACAACCGAGGGGGCGCAAUUUCACGGCAGCAUUCUUCCAUCAAACAGCCACAGACGCCCAGCCAGCUUUCCAGGGGCAUCCAGCAGGUGGGGGCCCGGGGCAUCCCCCACACGUUCCCUUCGUCCUCUCAGCUCCAGAAUGCUGUUGCCGCAGCAGCGCUGGUCAGCAGGCCAGGUAAGCAAGCCAUGCGCACCGGGGCAAAGACCACCAGCAGCAGUAGCCCCUCCACCAGUUCCUGGAAGAAGCAGCAUCCAGUGAGCACAGGAGUCACCAUGGCCUACGUGAACCCCAGCCUCUCCGUGCACAAGGCCUCAUCGGCUGUGGAGCGCCAGAGAGAGUACCUCCUCGACAUGAUUCCGUCACGCUCCAUCUCCCAGGCCGCCAACACAUGGAAGUAAAGUACAGGAGCAUCCUAGUUGGCCUUUUCCAUCUUUACCUUUGUAACAGUCAGCAGAUGCUGGGGACAGACCUGGGACUGCGCACCAUCUCCCCCGAAUCGAGGCAAAAUGUAAUACUGUUGGAACUAGACUUUUACAGCCCUGCUUUUUUCCCCCAAGUCUGUGGAUUCAGUUCCUGGCCAUACUUCUCUGGGACAGCAAAAUAUUGAGCAGAAGUGUACUGGCCAGAGCAGCUCCCCGUUUUCUGUUCCUCCUCUGGGCUCCUCCUCCACCUGCUUCUCGGCACCGACCUCCUGACGAUGCGACUGGGCUGUUUACCCUCAGAGGUGUCCUGGAACUGCUGUUAACAGCUUUGGCAUGACAUUGAUUUCAUACAUGUGACCCUCAGCAGUUUCUCUGCUGGGUUCUGUGGAAGUCACUGGAGCAGUGGACCGCCACGUGGACUGGCAUCCCACCUCGCUGCUGAACAUCACAGAACCCAAAACUGUUUUAGCUUUCAGCUUUGGGGAACAAGACUUUAAAAGUCCUCUUUUGUUAAGAGGAAAUGCAUGAAGCUGAAGACUCAGGUAACACAGGGUGUGGUGAAGGGGCUGAAAGUUGGGCAUUUUUAGUUUUUACACCGAUAACUUUACACAAAGCAUUUUCCCCGACUGCUCUGCUCAAACUGAAUGGAUGUUUGGGAGUCGCAGUUUUACAGCAGACAGAAUGGCAGGCUAGUACCCAACACAGUGCCCAGGACAUUGAACAAUAUGCACCAGUUUGCAGGAUCUAUUUACAAAGUGUUCUUAGAAAUGAUCUGUGAAGAGCUGUGCACCUCUCCGAAAUAGAAAACGGGCGGAACAAAUACUAAUGCAGUGACGGAGAAUUUGAUACGUUUGAAUGUAUAACUUGUUUUUUUUGUCCCCCCCACACACCCACACACACACGUGUUUGCUCUGAUUUCAGCACCAGGCUGCUGUCCCUGAGGCUUUUUUUUUUUUUUUUUUUUUUCUUUGCAGUUCAA
Scleropages formosus (Asian bonytongue) is the source of this 3177-nucleotide messenger RNA. Its product is annotated as transcriptional repressor p66-alpha-like. Gene Ontology annotation, molecular function: sequence-specific DNA binding. Gene Ontology annotation, cellular component: NuRD complex. The coding region runs from base 291 to 2174 and encodes 627 amino acids. Lineage: Eukaryota; Metazoa; Chordata; Actinopteri; Osteoglossiformes; Osteoglossidae. The record is from RefSeq and is a predicted model, not a curated record. The transcript has 11 exons. Gene Ontology annotation, biological process: negative regulation of transcription by RNA polymerase II.